Messenger RNA from Cucumis sativus (cucumber), 507 nucleotides. Its product is annotated as EG45-like domain containing protein. Lineage: Eukaryota; Viridiplantae; Streptophyta; Magnoliopsida; Cucurbitales; Cucurbitaceae. Gene Ontology annotation, biological process: systemic acquired resistance. Gene Ontology annotation, cellular component: apoplast; cell wall. The coding region runs from base 62 to 454 and encodes 130 amino acids. The record is from RefSeq and is a predicted model, not a curated record. The transcript has 2 exons.
UUAAAAAGGAAGAGUUAUUAUUAGAGUUUAAGAUUACAAGUGAUAAAAUAAUCCUAUCAAAAUGGAAGCAUUGAUGAAGGUUGUGGUGGUAGUGGUGAGUUUGGCUUUGGCACUUUCCUAUGCUCAUGCAGAAACAGGCACAGCAACUUAUUAUACGCCUCCUUAUGUUCCAUCUGCAUGCUAUGGGUUUGAAGAUCAAGGAACAAUGAUAGCAGCAGCAAGUGAUGGAUUAUACAACAAUGGAGAGGCUUGUGGGAGAAUGUAUACAGUGACAUGCACUGGCCCAACAAACUUGGGAGUUCAACAGCCAUGCACAGGCAAUUCUGUCACUGUUAAAGUGGUUGAUCGUUGCCCUUCUCCUGGUUGCCAAGGCACCAUUGAUCUCUCUCAAGAAGCUUUCUCCAUGAUUGCCAACCCUGAUGCUGGAAAAGUUAACAUUGACUUUACUCAGUAAGCUGCUCUCGCUCUCCAUUAUUGUCUUAACUCUCCGAUCAUUCCCCUAUUUGU